This is a messenger RNA of Meloidogyne enterolobii, 1546 nucleotides long. Lineage: Eukaryota; Metazoa; Nematoda; Chromadorea; Rhabditida; Meloidogynidae. The record is from the annotation of a GenBank genome assembly.
UCAAAUAAAAAUAAUAAUGUCCGAAGAAUAUAAACCAGAUGACAGUGAAAUUAACAUUCAGAUUGGACAAAAGAGACAAAAUAAUGAAAAUGGUGGACCUGCUUCGAAGAAAGCAAAUGUUUCAGAAUCUGAUACAGUCCAAAUAAAGGUCUUAAUUCCUUCUGCUGCUGUAGGAGCGCUAAUUGGUAAGGGCGGUGAGACAAUGCGAAACUUAAAGAAUGACACUGGCUGUCGAGUUCAAAUGUCUAAGAAUCAGGAAUUUUAUCAUGGGACCACAGAGCGAAUAUGUUUUGUUAAAGGAAAGAUUUCUUCAGCAAUGAUUGUUAUGGGUGCCAUUCUGGAGAAAAUUCAAGAAAAGGUUGAAGGGCAUCAUCCCUCUGAUCCUUUUGAUCUUAAAGGCUUGCAAAGAACUAAUGAGAUGAAAUUUAUUGUUCCCAAUACUUCUGCUGGAAUGGUGAUUGGUAAAAAUGGGACAAGCAUUAAAGAAAUUAGAGAAACUACAACAGCAAAUAUUCAAAUUUACCCAAAAGCUGGGACUGAAGAAGCUAAAAUGUCUUUAGAACGUGUAAUAACAAUUGGACAUGAAACUAAUGACGUUUUGAUGAGUGCAAUGCAAAAAGUUUUAGAAAGAGUUUGUGCUGAUCCUUUACAUUCGCAACCAAUUACGUCUGAAUCUCAAAAUGUAAGUUCUGGAUAUGAUUUUGCUACUAGUCGUGUUACUACAGGAGCAUCUCAAUUUGCUGGAAUGCAAUCAACUCCAGCUUGGCAAAAUCAGACUUCGAUUGAUCAAAAACUUGGCAACCAAUUCAAUUCAAAUUCUAUUAAAUUCAAUCCUUUACAAGGGACUGGAAAUAAUGAGUUAUUGGCAUUUUUGGACAAUUUACAAUCAACUUUGCGUUCUUCUGGUUUUAAUGAUCAAAGCGUUAGUGAAGUAAUGCAGGCUAUGCAAGUGCUUGCCAAAUAUAAUAUUAUGGGACUUGGCUUGGGCCUAGGUGUUGCUGCAAUGGCUCAGAUGCGAAAUAGUGAAAACGCUGCUGUUCAACAACAAAAUGCUUUAAUUGGUGUUCAAAAUGCUUCAAUGCAACAGCAACGUUAUGAUGUUAUGUCACACCCACAGAAUGCUAAUAUGAUGACUGGAAAUUCUCUUAUGGAUGCACAUAACAACUCUUUGGAUCAGAGUAUUGGUGGCGCUGGAGGUGUAUUAAUUGAUGUUAUGAGUCAGAAAAAAUCGGGCGGUGUUGUUUCUAAUGCUUUUGCAAAUUCUCUAAUAAAGGAGCGUAUUUUGGAAGAUGGACGUGUUGAACUUGAGGUUCCCGAUAAUAUUAUUGGUGCUGUUUUGGGUCCUCGAGCAAAAACAUUGAUUGAAAUACAACAACUUUCUGGUGCUAAAAUUGAAGUUCAUAAACGUGGAUCAGCAACAACAAGUCCAGGUGGUCGUCUUGUAAGUUUAACUGGCGACAAUAAUAGUAUUGUUAACGGCCGUCUGAUGAUAGAAAAAGUUAUAAAUCAAGAACAACAACGUCGCUCUCUUGCCGGAAAUCGUUGA